AUGACUCAUCGCCUGCAUGAUUUCGCGGCCCUUGGCCUCGACUACCUGAUUAUAGGCGGUGGCACUGCCGGCCUCGCUGUGGCUGCACGUCUCAGCGAGGAUCCUCAGGUGCAGGUGGGGGUGGUCGAAGCCGGCCCGUCAGCCCUAAACCAUGAGGAUGGCGGGGUCAUCACCAUACCCGGCCGCUACGGCGAGACGCUGGGGUCCGCGUAUGAUUGGCAGUUUGCGACAGUUGCUCAGCCCGGGCUUGGAGGACGGUCGCUACCCUGGCCGCGGGGCCGUGUCUUGGGAGGUACCAGCGCCUUGAAUUUCAUGGCGUGGAAUCGUGGCCAUCGUGCGGACUACGAUGCGUGGAUUGUCUCACCAAAAGAAUAUGCCGACCUGUACACUCACGCCAAAUCUAUUGCCCAGAAAACUGGCCGCCCACACGACGAGCUCCUUGCCCGUCAAUUUAGCCCCGAUAGCAAAGGCCGAGGCCAAAUCGAGUAUCUCUUCGAUCUAGGAAACUGGAGCCCAUACUUUACCUCGGAGCCAGGCAAAAAGUAUGCGACAAUGCUGCAGAUGCUGCAGUAUCCGUUCUCACGGGGGUCGAUCCAUAUUCCACCACGAAAUAGCGAAAGUGCAGAAACGAGUCCAAUUACCGUCGAUGACAAGCCUGUCAUUGAUCCGCAGUACUUCUUGGGACCAGGCGAAAUUGAUCGAAAGAUCCUGGCUAUGGCCCAGAGACUGACAGAUCGCAUCUGUCAGACGCCGCCUCUUACAGGGCUGGUCCAAGGUCGUGUGUUUCCUCCUUCUGAUAACAUACGCUCCGAUGACGAAACCUACGGGGACUUCGUUUCCAACUAUACCAUCACUGAUUGGCAUCCAAUCGGUACUUGUGCCAUGGGUGGCCGUGACGGGGCUCAAACGGGCGUUGUUGAUGAGCGACUCCGGGUGUAUGGAGUGCGUGGACUGCGGGUAGUCGAUGCUAGUAUCAUGCCAUUGCAAGUUGGAGCGCAUAUCCAGGCGACUGUGUAUGCGAUUGCAGAGAAGGGAGCAGCGAUGAUUCAGGAGGAUAUGCUUCAGGUAUAA
This is a messenger RNA of Penicillium alfredii, 1071 nucleotides long. RefSeq lists its product as uncharacterized. NCBI's taxonomy places the organism in Eukaryota, Fungi, Ascomycota, Eurotiomycetes, Eurotiales, Aspergillaceae. The transcript has 3 exons. The record is from RefSeq and is a predicted model, not a curated record. Gene Ontology annotation, molecular function: flavin adenine dinucleotide binding; oxidoreductase activity, acting on CH-OH group of donors. The coding region runs from base 1 to 1071 and encodes 356 amino acids.